AACUAACCUAACGCACAGCCCAGGCAGCCUUAUCGUAGCACCAAGCACACGCUGCCUCCCACGACCGCUCACUGUUGCAUGAUCCUUCGCCGGUACCGGAGAGAACACACCGCUCAGCCCACCGCCGGAACAGCGCUACAAGUAGAAAAACCCGUUCAACCCGUUGCCAACACCCACCGGAGCAGCACUGCCACACCGUCCCGCUCGACCACCGGGAAAGCUCCGAACACCACUCGCAGCACUACAGGCUUUGGAUCAAUGGCUCUUCGGCGAGCUUCAUCGAUCUUAUUCAACAAGCUCAAGCUCAAUCUUAAUCCCAAUCUCAACAACGUUGCUCAUCGCAAUCUCUCAACGGAUUUUGCUGGCACUCCUCCUUUGCGUGAUGGCAUGAUGAAUCAGAUGUUUCAUCUUGACAUAAAUUCACAAAUUGGGAGUUGUAUGCCUCUUGCUGCUAUGCGUAUCGGAACAAUGAUCCACAACAUUGAGAUGAACCCGGGUCAAGGUGGCAAGCUAGUUCGAGCUGCAGGGACUUGUGCAAAGAUCUUGAAAGACCCGUCGUCUAAAUAUUGUUUAGUGAGACUGCCUUCAGGUGCUGAGAAGUUGAUUAAUUCUCGGUGCCGGGCCACAAUUGGUAUGGUUUCAAACCCAGGCCAUGGAGCUCGGAAGCUCAGGAAAGCUGGGCAGAGCCGUUGGUUGGGUAUAAGACCAAAAGUUCGAGGAGUGGCUAUGAAUCCAGUAGAUCAUCCUCAUGGUGGAGGUGAGGGUAAGAGCAAGAGUAGUGGGAGUCAUGGAAAGUGUUCUCGUACUCCUUGGGGCAAGCCUUGUAAGUCUGGGUACAAAACUGGACCCCUGAAGCGCAGAAAGUAGUGGCAAUCAUUUUCUUUGUUUUGGUACUAUACUCUCAAAUCGAGUUGUGCACACUGCCAGAUCCAUUAGAGAGUUUUGUCUUUGGAAAUGCUUAAAUUUCAUUUAAAGUGAAGAAGUUUUAUUGUGGAUUGA
Molecule: messenger RNA, 999 nt
Organism: Alnus glutinosa
Lineage: Eukaryota; Viridiplantae; Streptophyta; Magnoliopsida; Fagales; Betulaceae
Product: large ribosomal subunit protein uL2m
Exons: 3
Coding region: 79-867 (262 amino acids)
Biological process (GO): cytoplasmic translation
Cellular component (GO): large ribosomal subunit; ribosome
Molecular function (GO): transferase activity; structural constituent of ribosome; RNA binding
Source: RefSeq, a predicted model, not a curated record